UGCGGGCGCGGCGCUGACUCACGUGACGGGCGCCGCCGGCCGUGGGGUCUCCUUCCAGCCGAGGGCGCCGCGGCAGCCGCGCCUCUGGACACGGGCCGCGCCGCGGCCAACCGCCCAUCCCGCGCGACCCGCUUCCGCGCCAGCUUCGGCGGCCUCGCUCCUAUGGCGGCCCCUGGCGGCGCCCGGCGGCUGCCGCUGCUUCUGUUGCUCGCCCUCGUGCACGGAGCCCUGGCAGUGUUUGUGGUGAGAGACGGCAAUGGGACAGCCUGUGUGAUGGCCAACUUCUCUGCUGCCUUCUUGACCAGCUACGGCGCCAGGAGUGGCCCUAAGAAUGUGACCUUCGACCUGCCACCUAAUGCAACAGUGUUAAAUAGCAGCUCUUGUGGUACAGAGAAUGCUUCUGACCCCAGCCUCAUGAUUGCCUUUGGAAGAGGACACAUACUGACCCUAAAUUUCACAAGAAAUGCAACACGUUACAGUGUCCAGCUGAUAAGUUUUGUUUAUAACUUGUCCGACACACAGCUUUUCCCCAAUGCCAGCUCCAAUGAAACCAAGACUGUGGAAUCUGUAACUGACAUCAGCGCAGACAUAAACAAAAAGUACAGGUGUGUGAGCAACAGUCAGAUUCGCAUGAACAACGUGACUGUCACGCUCCGUGAUGCCACCAUCCAGGCAUACCUUUCGAACAACAGCUUCAGCCGGGAAGAGACACGUUGUGAGCAAGACGGACCUUCCCCGACAACAGCACCUGCACCAGUGCCUCCCCGGCCUUCGCCGUCCCCAAAGCCUGAGAACCCCUCAGUGUUCAGGUACAACGUGACUGGCGCCAACGGGACCUGUCUACUGGCCAGCAUGGGGCUGCAGCUGAACGUGACCUACGAGAAGACAGACAACACGACGGUGACACACGUGUUCAACAUCAGCCCAAACAAGACCACCGUGGGUGGGAGCUGCACUGCCCAGCUGGUGACUGCGGAGCUCCAGAGCGAUGAUGCCACGGUCCUGGUGUUCCAGUUCAGCAUGAAUGCGAGUUCCAACCAGUUUUUCCUGCAAGGAGUCCAGCUGAAUACCACUCUUCCCGAUGCCAGAGACCCUGCUUUCAGGGCCACCAACAACUCGCUGAGGGCCCUUCAGGCCACCGUCGGGAAGUCAUACAGGUGCAACUCUGGGGAGCACGUCCAGGUCACACGGGCCUUUGCUGUCAACAUGUUCAAGGUGUGGGUGCAGGCUUUCCACGUGGAAGGCGGCACGUUUGGGUCUGUGGAGGAGUGUCAGCUGGACGAGGACAGCCUGCUGGUCCCCAUCGCCGUGGGCGGCGCCCUGGCUGGGCUGGUCCUCGUCGUCCUCAUCGCCUACCUCAUCGGCAGGAAGAGGAGCCACGCCGGCUACCAGACCAUUUAGCGCAGCCAC
This is a messenger RNA of Manis javanica (Malayan pangolin), 1410 nucleotides long. Lineage: Eukaryota; Metazoa; Chordata; Mammalia; Pholidota; Manidae. The record is from RefSeq and is a predicted model, not a curated record.